Castor canadensis (American beaver) is the source of this 3176-nucleotide messenger RNA. RefSeq names its product serum/glucocorticoid regulated kinase 1 (gene Sgk1). The record is from RefSeq and is a predicted model, not a curated record. Gene Ontology annotation, biological process: protein phosphorylation. Lineage: Eukaryota; Metazoa; Chordata; Mammalia; Rodentia; Castoridae. Gene Ontology annotation, molecular function: ATP binding; protein serine/threonine kinase activity; phosphatidylinositol binding.
CUCUCUCUCUCUCUCUCUCUCUCUCUCUGGCGAGGCUCUCCCUCCCUCCCUCUGGCUUCUGCUCUUUCUUUACUCCUUCUCUCAGCUGCUUAACUACAGCUCCCACUGGAAUUCACACAAUCAAAAACAGCUCUCCUCGCGAGCAGCCUCCAGAAGGCAUCACCUGGGGCUGAGCGACUUGCUCCCCCACGGGCCGGAACCGCGAGGUGGCUGGGGGGCGGGGAGGUCCCCUUCUCCCGCCCCGGGGGUCGGGGGGCAGCCAGAGCAUCUGUCUCCCUGGAGAUUGGCCGUAUCCCCACCGUCCGGUCCCCUGGGGUCCUGUUGCGGCGAUGCUUACGUUUCAGAGCAAUGAUGGAAAGAGAGAAGCCACUGCUGGUGGCCACUGAAAGCCGGGCGAGGUUGCCGCAGUAGCCGGUGCUGCAGAAGGUGCGAGUGAAGACCUGCGCCCCGCCAGAUUCUCCAUCCAUCCUGCUCCGAAUUCAUUCACUGUCUUCAGGAGGGAAACCGAGAACCAGAUGCACUAACCAGACGGGUGCCACCCUGGAUCUAUAACUGUCAAGUCCCCACUGUGGAAAAUGGUAAACAAAGACAUGAAUGGAUUCCCAGUCAAGAAAUGCUCAGCUUUCCAAUUUUUUAAGAAGCGGGUCCGAAGAUGGAUCAAGAGCCCAAUGGUGAGUGCGGACAAGCAUCAGAGUCCCAGCCUGCAGUACCCCGGGCCCUCAGGGGUGCUCCUCCCUCCUGGGGAGCCAGACUUUGAGCCUGCCUUGUGCCAGUCCUGCCUGGGGGCCCAUGCUUUCCAAAGCCGAAUGCUGCCUCCUGAAGAGUCCUGCUCAUGGGAGCUCCGGUCUGGGUGUGAAGUGAAAGAGCCAUGUAAUCACACCAACCAUCUGACCAAGCCUGAUUCAAGAACCUUCUGGACUAAUGAUGAUUCAGCAUUUAUGAAACAGAGAAGGAUGGGCUUGAACGACUUUAUUCAGAAGAUUGCCAAUAACUCCUAUGCUUGCAAACACCCUGAAGUUCAGUCCAUUUUGAAAAUCUCCCAACCUCAGGAGCCUGAGCUUAUGAAUGCCAACCCUUCUCCUCCACCAAGUCCUUCUCAGCAGAUCAACCUUGGUCCGUCAUCCAAUCCUCAUGCUAAGCCAUCUGACUUUCACUUCCUGAAAGUAAUCGGGAAGGGAAGCUUUGGAAAGGUUCUUCUAGCAAGACACAAGGCAGAAGAAGCCUUCUAUGCAGUCAAGGUUUUACAGAAGAAAGCGAUCCUGAAAAAGAAGGAGGAGAAGCAUAUUAUGUCAGAGCGGAAUGUUCUGUUGAAAAAUGUGAAACACCCUUUCCUGGUGGGCCUCCACUUCUCUUUCCAGACUGCUGACAAACUGUACUUUGUCCUGGACUACAUUAAUGGUGGAGAGCUCUUCUAUCACCUCCAGAGGGAGCGCUGCUUCCUGGAACCACGGGCUCGAUUCUAUGCUGCUGAAAUAGCCAGUGCCUUGGGUUAUCUGCACUCUCUGAACAUCGUUUAUAGAGACUUAAAACCAGAGAAUAUUUUGCUAGAUUCACAGGGACACAUUGUCCUUACUGACUUUGGCCUCUGCAAGGAGAACAUUGAACACAAUGGCACGACAUCCACCUUCUGUGGCACACCUGAGUAUCUUGCACCGGAAGUGCUUCAUAAGCAGCCUUACGACAGGACGGUGGACUGGUGGUGCCUGGGGGCUGUCUUGUAUGAGAUGCUCUAUGGCCUGCCUCCUUUCUACAGCAGGAACACAGCAGAGAUGUAUGACAACAUUCUGAACAAGCCCCUCCAGUUGAAACCAAAUAUUACCAACUCUGCGAGGCACCUCCUGGAGGGCCUUCUGCAGAAGGACAGGACAAAGAGGCUGGGGGCCAAGGAUGACUUUAUGGAGAUUAAGAAUCACGUCUUCUUCUCCCUAAUUAACUGGGAUGAUCUCAUUAAUAAGAAGAUUACCCCACCUUUUAACCCAAAUGUGAGUGGACCCAGCGACCUGCGGCACUUCGACCCUGAGUUUACCGAAGAGCCUGUCCCCAACUCCAUUGGCAGGUCCCCUGACAGCAUCCUCAUCACCGCCAGUGUCAAGGAAGCUGCAGAGGCAUUCCUGGGCUUUUCCUAUGCGCCUCCAAUGGACUCCUUUCUCUGAACAGGCUUAGGUGGUCUUGAAGGAUUUUAUGUGUGUUUUUAAAUGUUUUUGUUAGCCUUUUGAUGGAGCUGCCAGCUGACAGGACAUCUUAAAAGAGAAUUUGCACAUCUCUGGAAGCUUGGCAAUCCUAUUGCACACUGUUUGCUGGAAGCUUUUCAAAGAGCACAUUCUCCUCCCAGUGAGCUCGUGAGGUUUUCAUUUUUAUUCUUCCUUCCAAUGUGGUGCUAUCUCUGAAAUGAGCAUCAGAGUGCCGCCCUGCACAGAUGCAAUAGUCUGGUUAGAAGGAAGAUGCUGGUCUAAGAGGGUUCUCCAGGUCUGUCUGGGCAGAGGUAACGACUAUUCUGACAUGUGCCUUUCCUGAUGAGAUCGUGUUAGCUCCAAAGCUUUUGCUGUCACCAAGUGUUCACUUCUUUUUUUUUCCCCUCGUGGGUUUACUGUGUGGACAGUGGUAUGAGUGUGGGAUGCCUGAUCACAGAUGGGUUUUGUUAUAAGCAUCAAUGUGACACUUGCAGGACACUACAAUGUGGGACAUUGUUUGUUUCUUCCAUAUUUGGAAGAUAAAUUUAUGUGUAGACUGUUUUUUUGUAAGAUAUAGUUAAUACUAAAAUUUAUUGAAAUGGUCUUGCGAUGACUUGCUUCCAGAUGCUUAAAGAAAGCAUUGCUGCUACAAUAUUUCUAUUUUUAGAAAGGUUUUUAUGGACCAAUGCCCCAGUUGUCGGUCAAAGCCGUUGGUGUUUUCAUUGUUUAAAACGUCACCUGUAAAAUGGGCAUUAUUUAUGGUUUUUUUUUUCUUUUUGCAUUCCUGAUAAUUGUAUGUAUUGUGUAAAGAAAGUCUGUACAUUGGGUUAGAACACUAGUGUAUUUAAACUUGCAGGCUUAUUUGUAAUAUAAACCACCAUUUUAAUGUACUGUAAUUAACAUGGUUAUAAUAUGUACAAUUCCUCUUCCCCACCACACAACUUUUUUUGUGUGUGAUAAACCAAUUUGGGUUUGCAAUAAAACCUUGAAAAAUAUUUACAUAAA